This is a messenger RNA of Clupea harengus (Atlantic herring), 2069 nucleotides long. RefSeq names its product cryptochrome circadian regulator 5 (gene cry5). The record is from RefSeq and is a predicted model, not a curated record. Lineage: Eukaryota; Metazoa; Chordata; Actinopteri; Clupeiformes; Clupeidae. Gene Ontology annotation, cellular component: nucleus; cytoplasm. Gene Ontology annotation, molecular function: DNA binding; FAD binding; deoxyribodipyrimidine photo-lyase activity. Gene Ontology annotation, biological process: entrainment of circadian clock by photoperiod; circadian regulation of gene expression.
ACCGAGUAAGAGAGACGCUGGAGGCAAAUGCCGAUUGGCUCUUGACCGCCACUUGUGGUAACACGUGUUGUAAACAUACACAUUUUGUAACCCCUUGAUUGAAUGUUACAAAACAGUUUGGCUACACGCACUGUGAAGCUGACGGGUCGGAGGAAGAAAGAAGAAAACUGGGGGAUAGUGAAAACUGGAGCCAGUUCGAAGACAAUACUACUGGGCACUCGACCUCUAUUGCCAUGACACACAACUGUAUUCACUGGUUUCGAAAAGGACUGCGGUUGCAUGAUAACCCAGCCUUGACUGCUGCCCUGCGAGACUGCAAGCAGCUGUACCCUGUCUUCAUCCUUGACCCUUGGUUCCCCAACAACACCAAAAUUGGCAUCAACCGCUGGAGAUUUCUGAUCGGGGCCCUCAAAGACUUGGAUUGCAGUUUAAGAAAACUUAACUCCAGGCUCUUUGUGGUGAGGGGAAAGCCAGACGAAGUACUCCCUGAACUGUUCCGCAAAUGGAAGAUCACGCGCUUGACUUUUGAGGUGGACACCGAGCCCUACAGCCUGCAGCGAGACAUGGAGGUCCUGAAACUGGCAGGGGACCACGGAGUCGAAGUCAUCCAGAAGAUCUCUCACACACUUUACAACCUAGAGAGAAUUAUAGAUGAGAAUAAUCAGAAGGCCCCACUGACCUACGUACGCUUCCAGACAGUUCUAAAGAGCAUGGGGCUACCCAAACGACCAGUGCCGUCUCCCUCUUUGGAAAAUAUGAAAGGAGUGAUAACUCCAUGCACAGACAAGCAUGAGAACUAUGGCAUCCCCACUCUGGAGGAACUUGGCCAAGACCCUGAGCUGGCCAUCCCAGAGGUCUUUCCUGGCGGGGAGCAAGAGGCUUUGAAAAGACUGGAUAAAUACAUGGACAAGCCGGGCUGGGUUUGCAGUUUUGAGAAACCCCAGACGUCUCCUAAUGCCCUGACUCCCAGCACCACUGUCCUCAGCCCCUACGUCCGCUUCGGCUGCCUGUCUGCGCGCACCUUCUGGUGGAGGCUGAGCGACGUCUACCAGGGCAAAAAACACUCCCAGCCUCCUGUCUCCUUGCAUGGGCAACUGUUGUGGAGGGAGUUUUUCUACACCGCUGCCUUGGGGGUGCCCAACUUCAACAAAAUGGAGGGCAAUCCAGUGUGUGUGCAGGUGGACUGGGAUGACAAACCAGAUCAUUUGGCCGCAUGGAGAGAGGCCCGCACAGGAUUUCCUUUCAUCGAUGCCAUCAUGACCCAGCUGAGGCAGGAGGGCUGGAUCCACCACCUGGCCAGACACGCCGUGGCCUGCUUCCUCACCAGGGGCGACCUGUGGAUCAGCUGGGAGGAGGGACAGAAGGUGUUUGAGGAACUGUUGCUGGACGCGGACUGGGCUUUGAAUGCUGGGAACUGGCAAUGGCUCUCAGCAAGUGCCUUCUUCCAUCAGUACUUCAGGGUCUACUCACCCGUCGCCUUUGGCAAAAAGACAGACAAGCAUGGAGACUACAUCAAGAAGUAUCUCCCUCUUCUGAAGAAGUUCCCCGACCAGUACAUAUACGAGCCCUGGAAGGCGCCACGUAGCAUUCAGGAGCGGGCAGGGUGCAUUGUGGGAAAAGACUAUCCACGACCCAUUGUGGAGCAUGAAAUCAUCAGCAAGAAAAACAUCCAGCGGAUGAAGGCAGCUUAUGCCAAGCGCUCCCCGCAAACCGCAGAGUCCCCCAGCAAAGGAAAAGGUGUAAAGCGCAAAAGGGAAUCCAUCAAGGAUAUGUUAACCAAGAAAAAAAAGAAAUCUGACUAAAAAAGCAAAUGAUUAAUGUACAUACAUUAAUUUGAAUUUAAAUAUACCUUUUUUAUUGUUUACAAAUUUGUAUUCUGUUCACAACAAAUCUUAAAAUACAGAAAGACCCAUAACUUAGCCUUGUCAUCCUGUCUGUUACAAAACAUCUUUUUAAUUUUUAAUUUCAUUUUAAAUGUUUUUUUUAUGCUACCAAUAUCAUGAACAGUAUCCCAUUGUGCUUUUAUUGUAUGCCAUUGUCCUUUAUUAAAUUGAUUUUGCUAAUGUCAA